Molecule: messenger RNA, 894 nt
Organism: Rotaria sp. Silwood2
Lineage: Eukaryota; Metazoa; Rotifera; Eurotatoria; Philodinida; Philodinidae
Source: the annotation of a GenBank genome assembly
AUGUUUUCAACGGAACCAGCAAAAAGAAUAAAAAUAGAAUAUGAACAUUCUUCAUCAUCUAAUGAUACAAGUUCGACUUCAUUAUCAAGUCAUCUUGAUUUUGUUAAAUGUAGAUGUACAUCUAAAUUAUGUUAUUUAGAAGAAAAACAUCAUGCUGAUUGUACAUUGGUAUAUAAAAAUGUAAAUAUCAACAUUAAAACAAAACAUUCAUGUUUACAAGAUUUUGUUGUUUGUCUUGGUGAAGUGAAAUCACCACAAGUUUCUUUAGCAGAUGAAUCAGUGAUUGGACAAACAUUACAACAUUUACAAAUGCUAUUAAAUUUACAGAAACGUGAAAAAAUCUAUGGUUUUUUAACCAACUUUAAACAUAUAACAUUUUUUUACAUUGAAGCGAAUGAAUUCGAUCAUAGUAUAAAGUAUUAUAAAAGCCAAGAUUUAGAAAUGUUUAAUUAUUUGCCUGCAACAUCAUCAUCUAUUAAUACGAUAACGACAACUGAACAAUCGAGACAAGUAUAUAUUAAUGAAGAUACAUGGAAAAUACUCACGAAGUUUUUAACAAUGAAUAUCGAUUUUUAUGAAUAUACACAAUUCAAUAUAAAUCCACUUGAUGAUUUACUUGGUGAUAAAUAUAACAUAAGAAGAAAAUUAGGAAUAGGUGCAACUGCAAUAGUUUUUCUGUUAGAAAAAAAUGAAGAUAAUUAUUCAAAUGAUGAUUUGCAACACUGUGUUAUAAAAAUUUUUAGAAAACAUUCAUAUUCAGAAGUGUUGUCAAACGAACUUAAAAUAACAGCACAAUUGAAACAAUUCAAUAAUUCAAGCAAAUUCAAUUUAUUUUUUGAAGAUACUCUAUAUUCACCACCUACAGGUAACAUUUGUGUAUUGAUUUGUUCUUAA